Molecule: messenger RNA, 1440 nt
Organism: Gregarina niphandrodes
Lineage: Eukaryota; Apicomplexa; Conoidasida; Eugregarinorida; Gregarinidae
Product: putative oocyst wall protein
Exons: 1
Coding region: 1-1440 (479 amino acids)
Source: RefSeq, a predicted model, not a curated record
AUGAGGAAGUUUGUGACGCUAUUUGCUACACUGCAAGCAGUAGCUGAACAGAUUGAGGAUGUCUACGACGAGGUUGCUCCGGAAACGUACUUGAAGCUGGGAGGAGCCAAGAGCGAUGAAGGCGUCUCCCAGAAGCAGCAAGGAAUGGAAAUAAUUCAGGUAGUUAGUGCUAAACCGCCGCUUGAAAGCCUGCUCCGAUCCAAGACCAAGGAUAAGAAAGGGCCUACUAUUCCUUUUGAAAGAUCGCCUUUGGAAUGCACCUGCCCGGACACUUAUCAGCUGUUCGGGGAUCGCUGUGAACGGAUAGUGGAAAUUCCUCAGUCCACAAUGUGCCACCAGGGCUCUGAGUUGCUCAAUAACGUUUGCCUCCGUUCUGUGAUCCCUGAAGAAAGAUGUCCGUACGGAUAUGCGACCGUCAAUAACCGCUGCAUUCGCCGCGAAGUUUCCGUGCCGCGAAUGGCUUGCACUGACGGUUAUACGUUGGAAGCAUCGGCGGGUUUGACUAAGCAUGACCCAGCUCUGGUCUGCGUCAAACAAAUUCAGGUGGACAAUAUCCUGGAGUGUCCUGAUGGCACCCGAUAUAACGGCACCUGUUCAACCUACGAGAAUGUUCCCGCUGAAUUCACAUGCCCGGGUGGAUAUGAUGAUCUUGGGAACGGUACAUGCCGUCGUGUGACGAGCGUGCCUUGCGGCGCCGAACACCACCAUCAUGAAACCGGGCAAAAGACCAUGCUCACUCCGGUACCUAAGAAGCGCUUGCUGUCUGAAGAGGAAGGAACUGUGAUGACGAGAAUUACUGUUCCGCAUGAAUCUCCAAUGAGAUCGGUACCAGUUCCUGGAACUUUGCGCGGGAAAUCUGAGACCGGCGCGUACCACAAGUGGCACCAGACUCCUGUGCACGACCAUCCCAAAAGCUUUGAGGUGAUUGAUAUCGAGCAGACCUGUGUUGCAAACAUCACAAUCCCGGCCACGCCUUACUGCCCGGUGGGUGACUUGCAUGGAAGGCUGUGCCAGGUGCCGGUUCCUACCAACCCGAUUGAAGUGUGUCCUGCUUAUGGCAACCCGAACAACUGUUUCGCGUUUGACAGGCAGAACCCCUUCGCGACCUGUCCGGAAGGUUAUAACCAGGAGUGCGCGAUCUUGAAGCACCACAUUGACAGUUACGUUGACUGUGAGUGUGUGAGAGUGGAAGAGCGUCCAAUUGAGUUGUACUGUCCUUCGGGAUAUAAUUUGGAAAACGGAUACUGCACACUUCGAACUGAGCCUUACAGAGGUUGCACGGGCUUGGCGCGUCCGGUGGACGGCAUGUGCCAGCGAACGGAAAGUUCGCCGGCAGUGUGUUCGUACACAGUGAGUUACACUUGCGACGGACCUUCUUGUUCGACGCAGUCACAGCACCCUGCCCAGAAGGAGAAGAAAGAUAAGGCUCAGCACCACUAA